AUGAAGUCUUCGCCAUUGCUAUGCAAAAAGCCAGCUGCUCAAUUUUUUAUGUUCACGGAUACCCACAUCUACUCUGGCAUAGCAUUACUAAGACGAUCAACGAUCAAAGUGGCUGCAUUCAAAUCAGGCGCAAAUACUCCAACGGAUGACGAUGAUGAUAAAAUUCCAAAUCAAGAUGAAAAACAAAUUUGUAAUGAUUCAGAUGAUUCAUCGGCAUCCAUCAGUACUUCUACAAAUAAUCAAACAUCAGGUGAAUUUCAAUUGAGUACAAACUGCAGUAGUCAUUCGUCUGAUUCGAAUAUACCUGUUUCAUCAUUAUCAAUGGUUGCACUGAAUUCAAAUCAAUCAUUAGCUUCACCAUUGACUCGUGCAGAUGUCAAUGAUGGUAAACCGAAGAGUGUUGUGAGAAAUUUUCUACGAAAAAUUUUUGGAUCAUCAUCAAAUUCAUCCCGUCAUCGAAUAGCAAAGUCAGCAUGUGUUAAUUCAUCAAACGCUAAUACUGGAGCCUAUAGAUUGCCGAUUACACAAGGUCCGAUGCGUUUAUUCGUACUUCGACAUGGCGAAAGACUUGAUCGAUAUUAUUCAUCACGAUGGUUACGACAAGCAUUUGAUAAAGAUGGAAAUUAUUGUCGUUUUUCGCCUAUUUUACCGGAAACAUUGCCAACACGUGCUUCAAUUGAUGAUUUUGAUCUUGAUCCACCACUUACAUGCAAUGGUAUGAAAGAUGCUUAUCACACAGGUGCUGGAUUAAAAGAGAAAAACAUUGCUAUUCAUUAUUGCUAUUCAUCACCAGCAUUACGAUGUAUUCAGACCGCUGCAAAAGUACUUCAAGGUUUAGAAGUAGACAAUAAAUUAAAAAUUCGAAUCGAGCCUGGUCUAUUUGAAUGUACUGGCUGGUAUGUCGACGGUAGAAAAAGCAAUGUAUUAGCUAUGCCUCAAUUUAUGACGAAAACUGAAGUGCUGGAAAAUAGGUAUCCUAUUGAUAAACAUUACCGUGAACAGAUGAACACAAUUGAAAUAUCUCAACUUGAAACUGAACUUGAAUUUUAUGAACGAAGUCAUACAGUUACUUCAACUAUUCUUAAAAUGCAUGAGAAUGAAUUUAUUACACAAGUGAAACAAGGCCAAUUGACACUUCAAGAUCACGUACAUAUUUUAUUUAUUGCUCAUGCUCCUACAUUGGAAACAUGUACACGUAAAUUAUGUGGCGGGAGAUUUCGCCCAUCUGCAUUAGCAAAUGUUAUUCGAAAUGUUGACUUUUUAACAAUGACUGUUAUUGAAAAAACGGAUAAUAAUUGCGAUAAAUGGAAAUUUCGACGGCAUUCAUUUUACGGCGAUGAAUUUUAA
Molecule: messenger RNA, 1347 nt
Organism: Rotaria socialis
Lineage: Eukaryota; Metazoa; Rotifera; Eurotatoria; Philodinida; Philodinidae
Source: the annotation of a GenBank genome assembly